AUGUGACUCCGGGAUGAGCCAGAUUAGCGGCUGCUCUCCGUUUGCCAGGAGUCCACACAAACAGGCAAACAUCGUUUCAACACGGACGCUGGACGAGGACGUGAACUAUUCCACCUUCUUUUAGGACAUUUCAGCCGUGACCAAUUACAUUUUGGGCAGCAUUCAUGAACUAGCUCUAAAUUCAUAGCAGGAUAAAAAUCAUGAUUUCGCCGUGGGACCGGUGGUACUCGACGAGCUGCUGCCUCUGCUGCCAUGUACGGACGGGCACCAUCAUUCUGGGAAUAUGGUACAUGCUCAUCAAUGCCGUGGUCCUACUCAUCCUGUUGUCGGCUCUCAAUGACCCAGUUCAAUACCGCUACCACCUUACCAGCUCUGAGCUCGGAACCGACAUUGAUGUCAUGGAUGAUGCAAAUAUCUGCAUAGCCACUGCAAUAUCCCUACUCAUGAUUCUCAUAUGUGGCAUGGCGACGUACGGUGCUUACAAGCAACAUGCUGCUUGGAUCAUUCCAUUCUUCUGCUACCAAAUCUUCGACUUUGCCCUUAACACACUUGUAGCCAUUAGUGUGGUGGUUUAUCCCAACACGGUGCAGGACUACCUCCAGCAGCUGCCAGGGACAUUCCCUUACAAAGAGGACAUCAUGUCCACCAACAACUUGUGCCUAGUCUUUGCAGUCCUCCUCUUCAUCGGCUGCAUUCUCUCCUUCAAGGCCUACCUGAUUGGCUGUGUGUGGAACUGCUACAGAUACGUGAGCGGCAGGGGUACCACGGAGGUUCUGGUUUAUGUCACCACCAACGACACCACGUUCAAUGAGUUGAUACCUCUUAAUACACAAGGUUCUGCUGCCGCCAUACGAGGAGGCCAUUGCCAUACCACCCAAGGAGCCCCCUCCCCAGUAUAUGGAGGCAUGAGAGACAUCCUCGGACCUUGUACCCCGAAACCCUCCCAAUACCAUCACAUCUCCCUCCAACAGUAGGACCCCCCAACGCUGGCUGGUUCAUGAUGAAAAACAAGACCAAACAAAGUCUUAGCAGCUGGUUUCAGCUUGGAUUCUUGCCAACUUUAGAUUAGAUUAGGAGGACCCUGAUCCAGUAUUGACAUCAACUCCCCACCCCUCCAAAACACCACUCCUGGUUGUUGUGACGUAUUGUCCUCCCCCUAUAUCGUCUCCUCUGUCCUCCUCCAAGGACAGAACCACAGCAACUUUAGCCGCUCCCAACCCUCCCUCUUGGCAGCUGCCAUGUCACCUGGCAGCGCCUGAACUCUUGCACGCCCUGAACACUCUGUCCCAAACUUAAUCUGCACUUUUCUUUGAGUGAAACUUGCACCGGUCUGGCCACCAACUGUUAACCUCCCCUGAUACUGUGAAUCUCCCUUGUGGUCUUUGUCUAGAAACAAACUACCUGAAGAGAGACAGAGAGAGAGAGAGUGAGAAGGAAAAGCGACAUACACGUUCGGUUAUGCAAGAGCACUUCUUUUUUCCAGAAAAGGACAAAUUCCUUCAUUGAAUGUAAUGUCGAGGUAUUUUUGUAUGACUUUUUUGUAUAACAGAGAGAAAAAGAAGCGAGUAGUGAAGGCUGUCCUGUCCUGAUAAAAUAUCAUUCAUCUGUGUGUCGAUGUAACUCUGUCCUGCUGGAAAUCAUAUUGAAAAAAAAAAGGUUCCUUAACCAGUACCAACUACUGUCCAUCUUCCUUUUGUAUCAGUCUAAACACUGUCUGUGAACCUGUAACCCACUGACUGCCAGUAAAAAAAAAAACUUGUGCACCCAUUGACUUGUAUCAGAAUAUUCCAGUUUGCCUUCCUGUUUGUUCCCAUAUCGCAAAAGUUAGUACUGGCAUUGAUGUAAUCAUCAAGUGAGGCACUUAUCACGACGUUUCACAUAUUCUCACACUUCAGAUUCAAUGAUAACAUCAAUACUGUCAAAUUGUAAAUGUGUCAACAUUUAUGAUUGAAAAUGUCUGUCUUGUGUUCCCGUAUAGUUUCAACAGCAUUGUCUGUGUCUUUGUUUUCUGUUCUUUCUUUUUUUUUUUACAUGGAUCAUGGUAUACAAUCUGAUCUUUUUAGAUAAGCUAACUUAGCUGGACUGAGGGCAUUUUCCUAUAAAGACGGCGUGACAUGCUGUAUAUGCAGUGACUGUCUAAGUGUGUGUGUGUGUGUGUGUGUGUGUGUGUGUGUGUGUGUGUGUGUGUGUGUGUGUGUGUGUGUGUGUGUGUGUGUGUGUGUGUGUGUGUGUGUGUGUGUGUGUGUGUGUUUGCGGGCCUGAGUGUUGUUGUCGAAACUCCCAGGUCCUUUAUAUGUUGUAACAUUUUUCUUGCACAUACAGUGAUAUCAUUUUGAGAUAUUUCCUGUGCUGGUGACCUUUUUGAAAUGAUCCAUGGAUGGGAAUCUAAAGCAUUGAUUUAGCUUAGAGUAGUAGCACAAAACAUACAGGACAAACACAACUAGAGGAGCUAGAUGCUUGUCUUUUGUCCUUUUGCCUGGAACUAUUCAGGCAAUACGUAAAGACAUAAUAAUGGAACAAGCAUUAUAAAAUCAACCUAAUCCCUCUUUUUCCAAUCAUUCCUGUGUAGUAUUGGAUAUAAACAGGAGAGCAUCAUUUUGUCACUCAGACUAUGCAGAACAACUUGUUAGACCUAGAAAUACUAGUACCAGGAAGUAGUACUGCGUCUGAUACUAAUGCUGUAGUGAAUACUGUAGCCAUGUGUUGGCCCCUUCAUCAUUGUCCCCUGUGUGAAUUAUGACCACUGCUUCUGCAAAUCCAACAAAGCUGAAAAAUGAAAAUGCACUUUAAAUCAGCGACAGUAACAACUGAUGUGCUUGUGUUUUGUUCAUCUUGACUAUGAGGUGUGCUGUAGCUAAGUGGUUCUAAUGUGAGCAGCAGCCAUCCUCUGGAUGAUGGAAGCUUGUAAAAAAAGAAAAAAUAAUGAUACAGAUAUUUGUUGUCUGUUAUGUGACUGUGAAGCUGACGGAUCCUAACCUGACUGUGAGGAGAAUUUGAGCUGAGUCGUGCAGGGUUUAGGGGAAAAGGUUUGCAGAGUAAUCCGGACCAGUGGACAGCUGAUGCCUAAUUUGAUUAGAAUCACUCCUUGGCUGUUCUCUCUAUCGCUUUUCCAUUCACACACACGUCCUCUUGUUGGAUCUGCAUGAGCCCAUGUCUUUAAUUCUGAAUAAUAAAAAACAGAAUCAA
Labrus mixtus (cuckoo wrasse) is the source of this 3186-nucleotide messenger RNA. RefSeq names its product lysosomal protein transmembrane 4 beta (gene laptm4b). Bases 201 to 974 code for a protein of 257 amino acids. The transcript has 8 exons. NCBI's taxonomy places the organism in Eukaryota, Metazoa, Chordata, Actinopteri, Labriformes, Labridae. Gene Ontology annotation, cellular component: lysosomal membrane. The record is from RefSeq and is a predicted model, not a curated record.